GCCAGAGCUCCGUCGUCGGCUCGCAGAGGCAGCAGGAUGCGACGCGGCGCAGCCCGGCGAGCGGCGAGCCACGACCACCCCGACGGGCGUUUUUGCCGUCCUCUUGCCGCCCUCGACGCUCGGAUUUCAGCCCAAGAGGCGAAAUGAAGCGGAUGAAUGUGAGCACCACGCGAGCCUGUCUCCAGCAUCACUUCUCCUCCCUGGAUGCGGCGCCUCGCUGCUUUUAGUUGUCCCCCUUUUCUGGGGGAUUUCAUGAAGAGUUGAGCAAACAACUUUUCGUCCUCCCACCCCCCUUUUAAACAAACACUGCCGGAUUGACCAACUGUCGGAAAACCGGCGACUAGCCUGCACCCGUUCCCAGCGGAAUAAGCACCUUUUUUUUUUUUGUUGGUGGUUAUUCGGCUUUGCAAGCAUCCUCUCUGGGCCACGCUGGAAGUCGACCCCCAUGUGGCCGUCGGGUGUGGGCAGCCGGCAGCCUUGCCCGCGGGAGUCGGCGCUGCGCAGGGCGGCCAUCAGCGGCGACGUCUUGGCCCUGCCGCCGCACCACGUCCCCGGCGGCCGCAGCGUCCGCGUCUUCAUCUGUGCCAACCCGGACGACACAGAGGCAGAAAGGAACGCACUGAAAGAGCACGUUUACCCCAAACUACGAGACUUCUGCCGGGAGAACUACGGCAUUGAAUUCCAGGUGGUGGACCUCUACUGGGGCGUGGACCCAGAGGAGUGGGACAGUCCAGAGCUGCAGAGGCUCAGGAUGAAGCUCCUGGAGGAAUGUCUGAAGACGUCAGCGGGGCCGUGCUUCGUUGGUUUGGUGGGAGAGAAGUACGGCAGCAUCCGAGUGCCGGGCGAGGUGGAAUCGGCGGAGUUCGAGAUGAUCUUGGAUGCCGCAGUGGAGGCCGGCCUGGAUACACACAUCUUGGACGAGUGGUACUGCAGGGAUGAAAACUCUGUGCCACCCGCAUACUACCUCAAACCCAAAGCCCAAGUGCUUAAGAACUACCAGAACUCAGUGGAGUCCAGCAGCGCAGCCAAAACCAAGAAUGACAAGGCCUGGAGGAAAGUGUCAGAGGAGAUCAAGCGGAUCUUUCGUACGGCGGUUCUGCAGCUUCAAGAAAAGGGGACAAUGCCGAGCACUCAGGCCAAGAAAUUCCUUUGCUCUGCCUUGGAGGAUGAAUUAGACUUUGCCCUCGGAAAACAAACUCCUGCCUUUCUCAGGAAAUGCGUUUGCUACAUUCGCAAGAUUUCAAACUUUGACCGCUUCGCAAAACUCCCAGAGAUGACCCGCUACAUGGACAUUGUGGUGAGCGGCGACCGCAUCAUGCGCAACCAGGAGGCUUACGAGCGCCUGCUAAAGGUGCGGGACGAGUUCAUACCAACAGUGGUGGCCGCAUCGAACCUCCGGGUUUACUCAUCGGUCACGCACUGCGACAUGAAGCAAGGCUAUUCCCAGGAAGUAGAGAGCCACUAUGUGGAGGGACUGUGUAAACAGUUCUAUGAGGACAUGGUGGAUAUAAUUCAGGCUACAGUACAGCGGAACUUUGACACAGAGACUGACCCGCUGUAUGAUGAGACCCUGCAGCACCUGUCCCUCUGUAAAGCCUACUCAGCACUGCACGAGUACAAGACCGAAUCCCUGGAUUACGUGCAGGAGUACAUUUUGCCAUCUAAGGGGAGUAGGAUGAGUCCGCUUGUAGUGCAUGGGGGACCCUGCACGGGAAAGACAUUGCUACUAGCUGAAGUUGCCAAACAGGCCUACACGUGGCUGCAGAAGGAGAUGGGCCCUGAAACAGAUCCCGUGGUCAUUGUCCGUUUCAUCGGCUCGAGUCAGCCCUCCACAGACUUGCGCACACUUCUCCAGAGCAUCUGUGAACAGAUUGCAAUAAACUACCGCUGCUUGAUUCACUUUUUGCCUAACAAAAUCCAGGAGAUGAGGGAGCUCCUAACCAACCUGCUUGGAGAAUCCUCCUUUCACAGGCCCCUGGUCAUCAUCCUGGAUGCCCUGGAGCAGCUGUCAGAUGCCGAUGAAGCACGCAAGCUGUGGUGGCUCCCCGUACAACUCCCUCGGACAGUCCGCAUUAUAGUCUCAACAUUGCCCAACAAACAUGGAAUACUGCAAAAGCUCCGACAUGCCAUCCAUGAUGAGUACUAUUAUGUGGAGUUAACACAGAGGGACCGCAAGCUCUGCAGCCAGACAUUAAAGCAGCAGUUACUUGGCGUAAAAAGAAAGGUCACCUCGGGCCAACAGAUCUAUGUCAACGAGGCUUUAGCAAAGUGUACUUUGCCAAUGUUUGUUAACCUAAUCUACAGGGAGGUAGUGCACUGGAGGUCUCACAAAGACGUGGAUGAGAAAUCCCUCUGCUCCACAGUGCAUGAAAGCAUAGAACAGUUGUUCUAUUCGGUAGAGAAGAAGUUGGGACAACGAUUUGUCUUCAGAGCAUUAGGUUAUAUCACCAUGGCCAAAGCAGGGUUAACUGAGGUUGAGCUGGAGGACAUUCUUUCCCUGGACAACAUAGUUCUUGGGGAUGUGAUUGUGGUAUCUUACCUCAAAAAUCCCUUAAGGAUUUCUUAUGACUUGGUAGCAAGGCUCAAAGAAGAGCUGGAAGGUUAUCUGGUGGAACGUCAGGUACGCAACGUCACCCUGAUGGUCUGGGCCAACAGACAUCUGCAUCUCAUUGCCCAGAAGCUGUACCUGAGCAACGAGGAAGACGUCCAUCAAAUGCACAGCCUUCUAGCAGAGUACUUCCUGGGGGCGUGGUCAGGGGGCCGGAAGAAGAUCUUCACUUACGACAACAAUCAUUUUACGUCCCAAAAUAUAUCACACCAUAAAAAUCCCCACCAUGAACAAUCCCAUGAGAAAACAUCAUCUGACAAGUACUCCUAUGAUAGGCAAACCCCCGAGCAGCCUUGGGUCUUCCAGUGCAACCUUCUAGAGCCGGAUAUUUUCUUUGUCAACCACAGGAAGAUGACAGAGCUGGUGUUCCACCUCACAAGAAGUGGCCGUACUGAUGACCUCAUGUUUGGUGUCAUCAUGAACUUCAGCUGGCUGUAUACAAUGAUAAAGAUCGGACAGUUUGAAAAGGCUUUAAACGAUAUCGACUUGGCUUACGGCUUCACCCAAGAAAAAGAGCUGAAGUUUCUAUCCACUACUCUCCGUAGCAUCAAGGUCAAGGUGCUGAAAAGCCCACCAUCACUUUCCGCAGAACUGCAGCAAAGGCUUUUGCCAGUUGUCACCUCCCUGCCCAAACUUCGACAUCUCCUCCUGGAGUGUGACAAGGAUGGGCCAAAGUACUGCUCAAUUGUGCCUCUCCAUUCCUCAAUGGAUGUCACUUACAGUCCAGAGAGGCUACCUUUGAGCUCAAGUUACAUGCAUAUUGUGGAGAUCUUGCCCACUCUCGCACCGAACAUCGUCCUUGUAGCCCUUGAAGAUGGGUCUGUCAGCACAUGGGACGUUGAGAGUAGACAACUGCUACGGCAGAUAGACACAGCUCGAUCUGUUGUGCUGGGAAUCAGGUUAACCACUGAUGAGAAAUAUCUAGUUGUGGCCACGACGAAAAACACGCUCCUUAUAUAUGAUAAUCAUAAAUCCUGCCUUUUAUCAGAAGUGGAAAUCAAGGGGUCCAAACAUGGCGGCAUCACCGGCGGGGUGGCCUUUAUCAACGGGUUCACUUUGUCAACUCACCAUGCUUUAGCUUGGCUUGAGGCCAGUAAAGAUGUCAACGUCAUAGACUUACUUUACGGCUGGCCUCUCUAUCAGUUCCAUUGCUGGUACGAGGUGACUUGUGUCCAGUGCUCACCCGAUGGAAUGUAUGCCUUCUGCGGACAGUACCUCAACACUGCAUCCAUCUUUCAUCUGGGAAACGGCGACAAGUUGGCCACUGUUACCUCUGAGUUUUCUGGGGGGUUUGUUAAGUCCAUUCUUGUCCUCGACACGAUCAACCAAAUGGUGAUGAUUGACAACGAGGGGAGUCUGUCGGUAUGGAACACCAAAGAGAUCACCAACCCACGUCUGAUGGAGGAUUACGAUUGCAGAGGAGAUGACAGUGAAGUGGUGAGCAUUGAGCUGUCGGAAGACCAGCGCUCAAUUCUGCUUUGCAAGGCCAGAAGUAUUGAAGUUCUAGAUACGAAAGUAUGGAAAAUGGUGGAGAAGUUUAAAGCAAAACGUAGCGAACGCUUCGUAGCUGCAGUUCUUUCCAAGAACGGACAAAGUAUUGUGGCCUCGAUGGAGAACACUUCUUCAAUCUUCGUGUGGAGGAGAGACAGUGGGCAAUGCAUGGCCAGCCUGAUCGAGAUAUCAGGGGCCAUCGUUAAACUCAUCAAAUCAGUCCACCAUAACCUGCUCCUUUCUGUUGCCAGCAGUGGAGUGCUGUCGGUCUGGGACAUUGACAUAAUCACAGCAAUGUCCAACAUUGACAAAACAGGCAAGAAGAUACAGACGUUGCAGCUGUCUGGCAGAGAGGAUUAUGUGUUUACCAUGGAUGGUUCAGAAGCAGUCCACAAGUGGAACUUUAGCACUGGAUUCAUUGAAACGGUCUUCAAACAUGAGGGCGUGGUAGAAAACUGUGUGCUCACCUCCUCAGGGGAUCUAAUGGUAACUUCCGAUGACAAGUGCAGUCAGUACAUCUGGCAAACCAACUCUGGGGAGAACAUUUUUCGCAUCAACGGACAGAGAAUAUCCCAGCUGCUCAUCACCCACAACGACCAGUUUGUUGUGUCCCUCUGUGAGCAAAACGCCUCAAGAGUCUGGAGACUAGCGACAGGACACAAAGUGUGCAACAUCUUGGUCACCCUCCAGAACGCACUGAUCACCACAGCCAACACAUUUCUUGUGGGCACCUCCAAAAACAAGCUUCUCGCCGUCAGCUUGUGGUCAGGCAGCGUAUCCAAGAAGUUUGUGUGCGACGACGGCAUCGCCAUUGUCAACUUCAAACUUAUUCCCGACAUUCCUGACUGCGUCGUGUUCAUCACGUCCACAGAGACCGUCUUUAUUUGGAGUGUAGCAGACGAGGCUGUUUGCAGGCGUGUCCAGUUGCCAGCUAAUUUCCUCAAAAAUCUAGAGGACUUUCAGAUCUCCCCAAAUGGCAAACAGGGAAUUGUGUCCAAAGGCGACGAGAAUAUUAACGUGCUGGACCUACACAGCGGGAAGCUGAGGCUUGUCCAUGCCGCUGGUAUAAUUUGGCGUCAGAAGUUAUCACGAGACGGCCGUUACCUUGUAUACAUCUGCUUCCGCAACUGUGAAGAGGAUGACGAUGCCGGUGUUGUCUCCAAUCUGAUUGUGAUGCGACUUGCAGAUGGGAAGAGUAUUGGCACAUGCUCCUUAUACAAGACACCCACUUUCCUUUCGCUCUCCCAAAGAGCCCUGAACAUCAUCAUUGGCUUUGAGGACGGCAGCAUUGGCACAUACACCGUGGUGGACCGCGUAGACGCCGCCCUCAAAAUCAAGAUCGCCACGUCCAACAGCCGACAGAUUGUCAACAAUGCUUCACAGAAGGUCCGUCCCAAAUGUGGCAAUCACUCCUUUAAGACCAUUGCCGACUGCAUCUGGAGGGAAUCAACGGAGGUUUUCUCCAGGGACAGUCCGAUCAAUGUGUCUGACUCCGGUGAAGGAGAGUCCACUACGCCGACAAAAAAGACGGAGCUGCUGCAGUGAAAAAAGAGGUUUAGAAUCUCUGGAAGGUUGUAGUUGACUCUUGUUUACAGCCACGUGAUUCAGCUGCAAAUGUCAGGCGUCUGACUAUCUAUCCUAUCUAGUAGUUGUACCGUUUCAGUUGGUUUUACAUUCAGACGCUCGGAAGAAAAAAACUCACACAUGAUGGAAACAAAUUCUACGAGAUAAGAGUUUGCCAUGAUGUGUCCUUUCAGCAUUUGAAGAACAAAUUAUUGAAAUGCAUUUGUGACAGAACACUGGUCAGAGCCAUUCCAGUCAUCUUUGCCACUUGUAUUGUUCGAUACGUUCAUUUGCAGUGUCCAUUACGCCAUCGUGUUCGACAAGAAGAAAAUACAUUUUUGUUUUAUAUACAUCAGACAAAAUGUACAAAAACAAACACGUACAUGUCUCUUUUUUGGCUGCUGCAAUUGGUGCAACACUUUAAAAUGUUACGUUGUGCUUAAUGCAAUCAAAGCGAGUGCCUGGAAUUUCUAAAUGUCCUUUAUGUGCAGACGAGAAGAUUUAUGAAAAUGCAGGGAAUUUGUAAACACAGUACAGUAUAUGUACACACACAAAAACACUGAGCUGCGGGUUGCGUCGCUCUUUGUAACAACCGUUGUGGAAAUUUGGUGGAACGUUUACUGUGAAUUCGCUGUUCCGUUCACGUGUGAGCUGUGUGUUUUAAAAGGGGAGCACCACUAAGGAGCAUAUAGUGUAGCAUAGCACCAUACACAGUCACGCCUUAAUCAGUGUACUUGCUUUGGGUCUCGUGGAGUUAGUAGUCGUCCGUCGUUUCGCAGAAACAAUUUGGCCCUGUGCAUAUAGCGGUUUAGACACAAGGUGGAAGCACUUUAUUGGUGGUUUGUGAGAAAUGAUUACAUUUAUUCCAAUUUGGAGCUUUGUAUUAGUUUUUUUUUU
Molecule: messenger RNA, 6559 nt
Organism: Phyllopteryx taeniolatus (common seadragon)
Lineage: Eukaryota; Metazoa; Chordata; Actinopteri; Syngnathiformes; Syngnathidae
Product: NACHT and WD repeat domain-containing protein 2
Exons: 8
Coding region: 446-5644 (1732 amino acids)
Molecular function (GO): protein binding
Source: RefSeq, a predicted model, not a curated record